This is a messenger RNA of Megalops cyprinoides (Indo-Pacific tarpon), 1404 nucleotides long. Its product is annotated as keratin, type I cytoskeletal 18-like. The transcript has 8 exons. NCBI's taxonomy places the organism in Eukaryota, Metazoa, Chordata, Actinopteri, Elopiformes, Megalopidae. Gene Ontology annotation, molecular function: structural molecule activity. The record is from RefSeq and is a predicted model, not a curated record. Bases 53 to 1318 code for a protein of 421 amino acids.
UGCACCACUGCUCUCUCAAGCGAAAGCAACCAAAGUCUUAACUGCCUCCGUCAUGUCUCGGAACUUCUCCAGCGCCAGCGCCUCGGGCCCUCAGUCUCAGAGGGGUCCGCGGUCCAGCGCGGGCAGCAUGUUCGGGGGAGCGGGGGGGGCCGGUUCCCGCGCCUCCGUGUCCACUCUGCAGGGGCUCACGAACGCGCUGCGCCCCAACUCUCAACCGAACAGCGCAGCCCCUGGCCUCAGCCCCGCAGCCGGCGGUAAAGAAACAAUGAAGGGUCUGAACGACCGUCUGGACAAGUAUCUGUCCAGGGUGCGAAUGCUGGAGAAAUCCAACAAAGAUCUAGAAGACCAGAUCAAAGAAAUCCUGCUGAAAAGAGGAGCCACCAAUGAGCGAGACUGGAACGCCCACGAGAAGCCGCUGGCUGACCUUAGGAAAAAGAUUCGUGAAAUGACCAUGGAAAAUGCACGCCUCCUGCUGCGGAUUGACAACGCCAGACUGGCUGCCGACGAUUUCAAAGUCAAGGGUGAUUCGGAAAAGGCCAUAAGGCACGGUGUUGAGAAGGACGUCGCUGGCCUGCGCAAGAUCAUGGAUGACACUACCCUGAACCGCCUGCAGGUGGAGAGCCAGAUCGAGUCUCUGAAGGAGGAGCUGGCUUUUCUGAAGAAGACCCACGAGGAGGAAGUGGCCGCCUUGCGCGAGCAGAUCAGGGAGUCCAGCGUCAAGGUGGAAAUGGACUCCCCCAAGGGUUCCGACCUCAACGACGUCAUCUCCAAGAUCCGCAGCCAGUACGAGAAGGCUGCGCAGAAGAACCGCGAGGAGACCGAGCUGUGGUACCAGAGCAAGUUUGACAACCUGAAGGCCGAGGUCACCCAGAACACGGAGGCGGCACGGAAAGAGCGAACUGAGCUGAAUGAGCUGAGGAGACAGAAGCAGGUUCUGGAGAUCGACCUGCAAGCCAUCUAUAGCUUGCUCCGCUCCCUGGAGGACACGCUCAACGAGACGGAGGGCCGCAACGCACGCAACAUGAGCCAGCUCAACGAGCACCUGCUGAGGCUGGAGUCAGAGCUGGGCCAGGUGCGCGCCCAGAUGGAGCGCCAGGCCGCAGACUACCAGGCCCUGCUCAACAUCAAGAUGAAGCUGGAGGGCGAGAUCGCCACCUACAGGCACCUGCUGGAAGGCCUCCCGGAUGAAGAGAGAGCGGACUGGUCUUUAGAGCAGGCUGUGCAGGCGGCGCCGGAGUGCGAACAGCAGCAGAACAAAAGUAAGAUGGCCAACAGCAACCAGGAGGGGGAGUCCUCAGAUGACAGCGCAGCCAAGUAAGAGGAAGAGGAAGAUGACGAAGAAGACUAGCUCAGAAAACUAAGAGUUGCUCCUGAAUACCAAUGAGCCAAGCUGAGUGACAUACC